UUACGCAAAUGCAAUUUGCAAUUAUUGCAAGAAGAGAGGUCAUCUGAGAAGAGACUGCUACAGCUUCAAGAACCGAAAUUCUGUGAGAUAUUUAGGUGAUAAGGAUGAAAAGGACACGAGUUACGAUUUCAAGAGGUCUGGUGGACAUGAUAGUUCAGGUGAAGAAACGGACGGAAUGGAGUGCAUGAUGAUCUCAGCGGUUAAAAGCAUAAAUGAACCAUGCAUGAUAAAAGCAAAUGUGCAGAAUUGUGUGUUGCAAAUGGAAAUUGAUUCAGGUUCAGCUGUUUCAGUAAUCAGUGAGACUGAUUGUAGGAAAUUUUUCCAUAGAAUUCCAAUGGCUAACACUAGUAGGCACCUUGUUGUUGUUGAUGGUGCUCGUUUGAAGGUUCUAGGAGAAAUUUCUGUGCAGGUAAAGUUGAAUGGUCUAGCAAACCAAGAAAAACUUGUCGUACUGCAAGGAAAUAGCAAUUUUGUUCCUUUGAUUGGGAGAUCAUGGCUUGAUCGUUUCUUCCCUGGAUGGAGAUCUGGGUUCACGAAUGCGUUGUUGGUGAAUAAUCUGAACGAGACAAAUGAUUUUUCAGAACCUAUCGUAGGCUAUGAGGGGGAACUGAUCAUGAAGAACGAUCAGCCUGUCUUCAAAAAGGCGUAUACAGUACCGUACAAAUUGAAGGAGAAGCUUGUACAACAUUUGCUGAUGCUGGAGCAACAGAAGGUAAUAACACCCAUAAAGGCUAGUGAAUGGGCAUCGCCUGUGAUAGUGGUAGUUAAAAAAGAUCAAGACAUUCGUAUGGUGAUAGAUUGUAAAGUAUCUAUAAAUAAAGCAAUUAUACCUAACACGUAUCCACUACCACUAGCACAGGAUAUAUUUGCAUCUCUAGCAGGCUGUAGGGUAUUCUGUUGUCUAGAUUUGGCUGGGGCGUAUACGCAAGUUCCUCUGUCUGAGCGGUCCAAAAAAAUCGCUGUCAUUAACACAAUGAAAGGAUUAUUUACUUACAAUCGACUUCCACAAGGUGCUUCUAGUUCUGCAGCAAUCUUUCAACAAAUUAUGGACCAGGUCCUGCAUGGACUGGAGUAUGUUAGCUGUUAUCUGGACGAUGUCCUUAUUGCUGGAGAAACUUUAGAAAAGUGUGCCAAAACUUUAGAUUUGGUUUUUGACCGACUAUCACAAGCAAAUGUCAAAGUUAACUUCAAGAAAUGCAAGUUUUUCGUAACAAAGCUACCUUAUUUAGGACAUCUUAUUACUGACAAGGGACUUCAACCAUCUCCUGAAAAAGUUUCAACGAUUAGUCAAGCCAAAGCACCUGCAAAUACUACAGAACUAAGAGCAUUUCUUGGUUUGAUAAAUUUUUACAAUAAAUUUGUUCCUAAUCUUUCCCUCAAGCUAAGGAGUUUGUACGCUCUGCUAGCUAAUGAUGCAACAUUCGUUUGGACUAAUGAAUGCGAGGAAGCUUUUCAGUUCAGCAAGAAUGCCUUGUUGAAUGCAGAAUUGCUUGAAUACUACGAUCCAAACAAACCGCUCAUAGUAGUCUCGGAUGCAAGUUCUUACGGAUUAGGAGGUGUUUUAGCCCAUGAGGUCAAUGGAUUAGAAAGAUCCAUAUGUUUUACAUCGUUUUCGCUGAAUCCAGCUCAAAAACGAUACCCUAUACUUCAUUUAGAAGCAUUGGCGUUAGUUUGCACCGUGAAGAAAUUUCACAAAUUUCUUUUUGGCCAAAAGUUUAAGGUAUAUACUGACCAUAAACCUUUGGUAGGUAUAUUCGGCAAAUCCGGUAAUAAUUCGUUAUAUGUGACUAGAAUCCAAAGGUACACUAUGGAAUUGUCGAUCUACGACUUUGAGAUUGCGUACAGACCAUCAAAACACAUGGGAAACGCUGAUUUCUGUUCGCGGUUUCCGCUGGAGCAAUCGGUUCCGAAAAACCUGGACAUAGGGUAUAUAAACAGUUUAAACUUUUCCGAAGGAGUGCCUCUAGAUUAUACUUUGAUUGCUAGAGAAUCUCGUAAAGAUUCUUGUUUGGCAGAAGUAAUGCGGUUUAUUGGAGAUGAGUGGCCUACCAACGUUAAAAGCUCAUUGAAGGAUUUGUUUUCGCUGCGGACGGACCUUGAAGUGGUUCAGGACUGCCUUCUCUAUCAAGAGAGAGUAAUCAUACCAAUAACAUUGAGAGAAAAGAUACUCAAAUUGCUGCAUGCUAACCACAUUGGCAUCGUGAAGAUGAAACAGCUAGCGCGUCAAACGGUUUUUUGGCCAGGAAUAAGCAACGAUAUUGAAAACUUCGUAAAGACGUGUGAGGCAUGCAUCAAGAUGGGUACAGUUCCUGCAAAACCCAAUCAUAACAAGUGGAUACCAACUUCGAGGCCUUUCAGCCGCUUACAUGCUGAUUUCUUCCAUUUUGAAGGGAAAACUUUUCUACUCAUCGUAGAUAGUCACUCGAAGUGGGUGGAAGUAGAGGUCAUGUUACAUGGAACAGACGCAAAACGAGUAAUUAUUUCGCUAGUUACUCUAUUUGCUAGGUUCGGCCUUCCUGAUGUGAUGGUUACAGAUGGAGGUCCACCUUUUAACUCGAAGGAAUUCUCUUUGUUCUUGGAGAAACAUGGAGUGAAGGUAAUGAAAAGCCCUCCUUACAAUCCAAGCAGCAACGGUCAAGCGGAACGUCUAGUCAGGGUAGUCAAGGAUGUUUUCAAAAAGUACCUUCUUGAUCCAGAACUACGGCAGCUGGAUUUAACACGUAAAAUCAACUACUUUUUGAUUAAUUAUCGCAAUCAAAUUGCCACAAAAGAAGGAGUCCCACCUGCACAUAAAGUGUUAUCCUAUAGACCCAAAAUUCUACUUGACUUAAUUCAUCCUAACAAACAAUACAAACAAUUUUUAAGAAAACCUGACACGCACGAUAUCCCUGUAGUAACUCCACCUAAACCUGAUCCAUUUUUAAAGCUGGUGGUAGGGGAUACCAUUUACUAUAAAAAUUUUAAGAAAACUGAUCCCCAGAGAUGGAUUGAGGCGAGAUUUGUUAGACAAAUUUCUAAAAAUAUUUUUCAAAUCUCCCUUCACAGUUCGACGAUUAUGGCCCACCGGAACCAAUUGAAGUUGGCCCAUACAAAGGUCCGGGAUUCGAAACUGUCGCUGCCAGACUUCACCCAACGGAAGCGUGGUAGAACGGAGCCGGACAAGAUACAAUUCCGAGGCUGGUCAGAGGCUGAAAAAGGGCCAUUCCUGGGUUUCUCGGAAGAUGAUUUGGAUCCAGAUUCAUUCAGAAUCAAAAGACGCAAUCUGAGCGAUAGCCUAGUCAUGACUAGGAGUCGCGCUCGAAAUCAAAUUUAAGCAGAAGCAUCGUAAUCCGACUAGUUUCAGAGUCAUCUAACAGUAAAGCACAAAGUGCUAUCGAAGAUUAUGAAUUAAUUGUUGUUGAAUUGAAAUGUAUUUCGUGUACUUAAAAAGAACUUUUGAAUUAGAUUAAUUUCGAUAACUAAUUAUACUAGCUAGGUUCUUAAGGAGGAAGGACUGUAGCGUACCGCGAUUCAAUUAAAAUGAGUAACGUACUCGGUAAAUGGGCUGAACCCAUUCGACAUACGAUCAUCAAUCGUUCGGGUUUUUUACACACAAACAAACAGUAUUGUACAUAUAAAAAGGGAUUAAACUCAGAAGCAACUGAUAGUUGUGUUCUGGAAGUGUAAGCCGAAUUUCCAUCUUUACAUUUAACAAACAAAAGAAAGAAGUCUUAUCUUAAGUUUAGCCAAAUACU
Ochlerotatus camptorhynchus is the source of this 3734-nucleotide messenger RNA. RefSeq lists its product as uncharacterized. The record is from RefSeq and is a predicted model, not a curated record. The coding region runs from base 176 to 3313 and encodes 1045 amino acids. Gene Ontology annotation, biological process: DNA integration. NCBI's taxonomy places the organism in Eukaryota, Metazoa, Arthropoda, Insecta, Diptera, Culicidae. Gene Ontology annotation, molecular function: nucleic acid binding. The transcript has 2 exons.